CAACCAAACCAUCCCCAAUCUCCCCCCAAUAGGAUUACGAACAAUUGAUCGAGCUAGGGUUUCUUUGCUUUUAAUUUGGGUAUAAUAAAUUGUUCUGAUUGGAGAUGGCGGUGUUGCUGGAAGAUAUUGUGAAGUCUGUGGAGCACCUGUUGAACCUGAUUGGGAAGAAAAGCCAGGAGCAGUCGUACGUGGACCCCACGCUCGACCCGGUUCUCCUCGUGCCCGGGAUCGCCGGUUCAAUUCUCAACUCCGUCGAUGACAAGACCGGUAAAAAGGAGAGGGUUUGGGUGCGGAUUCUUGGGGCCGAUCACGAGUUCCGGAACAAGCUCUGGUCUCGCUUCGAUCCUGCCACCGGUAGUACGGUGACCUUAAAUGCUGACUCGCAUAUUGAGGUUCCAGAAGACAGAUAUGGAUUAUAUGCUAUUGACACGUUGGAUCCUGACAUGGUAAUCGGUGGUGACUGUGUAUAUUAUUUUCAUGACAUGAUAGUUGAGUUUCUCAAAUGGGGCUACAAAGAGGGGACAACACUUUUUGGGUUUGGAUAUGAUUUCCGCCAAAGCAAUCGAUUCGAGGGAACACUAGAGCGCCUGGCAUCAAAGCUUGAGUCUGUGUAUACUGCAUCCGGUGGAAGGAAAAUAAACAUAAUAAGUCAUUCUAUGGGUGGUCUUCUGAUAAAAUGUUUUAUGAGCCUGCAUAGCGAGAUAUUUGAAAAGUAUGUUAAAAGUUGGAUUGCAAUAGCUGCACCAUUUCGAGGUGCGCCUGGAUAUAUAACCUCUGCAUUCUUGAAUGGAACAUCAUUUGUUCAAGGGUGGGAGCAGAACUUUUUUAUCUCAAAAUGGAGUAUGCAACAAUUGCUAAUUGAAUGCCCGUCAAUAUACGAACUGAUGGCAUGCUUAGAUUUUAAAUGGGAACACGUUCCACUUCUUGAGAUCUGGAAACAGAAACGUGAUAGCAAUGGAAAUGCAACAGACACAGUGAUGCUAGAGUCUUAUCCACCGGCAGAAGCUAUACCAAUCUUUAUGGAAGCUCUUUCUGCGAACAAGGUCAGUUACGACGGCGAUGAUAUUUCCAUGCCAUUUAAUACAGAUAUCUUGAAAUGGGCUAACGAGACACGCAAAUUGUUGAGCUCUGCUGAGGUUCCCGAUCAAAUUAAGUUUUACAAUAUCUACGGCACAAACAACAACACGCCUCAUAGUGUUUGUUAUGGAAGCGCGGAAACUCCUGUGGCUGAUUUGCAUCAACUACCAAAUCUCGUGGCCAGGUACAUAUAUGUGGAUGGUGAUGGAACUGUUCCAACAGAAUCUUCCAAGGCGGAUGGGCUUCGUGCAGUAGCAAGGGUUGGAGUACCUGGGGAUCACCGAGGGAUCCUGUGUGAUCGCCAUGUGUUCAGGAUUCUGAAGCAUUGGCUAAAGGCAGAUCACGAUCCUUUAUACAACCCGAUAAACGACUAUGUAAUUAUACCUACAGCAUUUGACAUUGAAAGCCUCAAAACAGAGGGUCUGCAAGUUACUCGUCUGAAAGAGGAGUGGGAGAUUAUCGGGGAAGAAAAUCGAGACUGCAACAAACGAGAUGGAAAGCCAUUUGUCAGUGAAAUUGAUAUUAUAUCUUGUGUGGGAGGUGACAAUAAUAAAUCUUUGAAGGAAGAAGCUCAUGCUAGUAUAGUCAUUCAACCUCAAAACAACGGGAAGACGCAUGUCGAGCUUAAUGCCGUGUCUAUAUCAGCUGCAACUGCGUAGAAAUCCUCCAAAUUCACUAUACAUGUUAUGUAAAUAUUGGAAAAAUUGUAUACUUAAUCUGUAAAUUAUAUGUUGUAAACUGAAAUUAUUAUCUUAAAGUUUACACCAAGAAUGCGAAUUUAUUCAAUUA
Erythranthe guttata (spotted monkey flower) is the source of this 1866-nucleotide messenger RNA. RefSeq names its product alpha/beta-Hydrolases superfamily protein. Lineage: Eukaryota; Viridiplantae; Streptophyta; Magnoliopsida; Lamiales; Phrymaceae. Gene Ontology annotation, biological process: lipid metabolic process. The record is from RefSeq and is a predicted model, not a curated record.